AUGCACUUUUGGACUUAUUACCAAGCUGUUUAUUUGAUAUGUAUUUAUGUUGUGGAAGAGGAUAGAUGGUUUAUGCCAGUUAAUUGGGUUUCCUGGAUCAUUCUCUUGGCUAAAAACUGGAUGUCAUGUGUUCUCUUUGAUUCUUAUGCUGCUUGUCAUUGUGUCACUGAAGUCUUGAGCUGCAGUCAUCGAUCAUGUCAUAUGGUGCAUAUCACUGAGAGGACACGUUGCUCUUUAAGGUAUAAGAUAUCAAGAAACCAGUUGGGUGCCUGUUGCUUGAGUUAUGAAUCCCGGGCAAAGAUCAAGUCUUUCAACAACUCAAGCCACCUCUGCUCAAUGACAUGCUUCCAUAAACUGCAAGACAAAGUACUCUGA
This is a messenger RNA of Ilex paraguariensis (yerba mate), 375 nucleotides long. The record is from the annotation of a GenBank genome assembly. NCBI's taxonomy places the organism in Eukaryota, Viridiplantae, Streptophyta, Magnoliopsida, Aquifoliales, Aquifoliaceae.